This is a messenger RNA of Penicillium vulpinum, 3588 nucleotides long. RefSeq lists its product as uncharacterized. The transcript has 3 exons. Gene Ontology annotation, molecular function: chitinase activity; chitin binding. Lineage: Eukaryota; Fungi; Ascomycota; Eurotiomycetes; Eurotiales; Aspergillaceae. Gene Ontology annotation, biological process: chitin catabolic process; carbohydrate metabolic process. Bases 1 to 3588 code for a protein of 1195 amino acids. The record is from RefSeq and is a predicted model, not a curated record. Gene Ontology annotation, cellular component: extracellular region.
AUGAGGCGAAUUCUUUGGACCCUACUGGGGCUUCUCUCCCUGGCACUUGCCGAUACCUACUGCGAUGCAAAUACCCCCUGUGAGAUUGGCUGCUGCGGUAAAUACAAUGUUUGUGGCAUGGGACCAACCUAUUGUAGCGCUGAGACCUGCAUCAACAACUGCAAGGCAAAAGCCGAGUGCAAUCCAGACAACUGGCCAGACCAGUAUGUCAACGCGACAACCUGUCCCCUGAAUGUCUGCUGUAGUCCCUUUGGUUUCUGCGGCACGACUGAGGAAUUCUGUGGCAACGCCACCGUGACUCGGCCAUCCUGCGAUGCAGACUCGCAUUCGAUCACCCGAGUCAUUGGCUACUACAACUCAGCGGCAGCGUCUCGGGGCUGUGGUGGCAUGCAGCCCGCAUCGGUACCUCAGGGUGUCUACUCACACAUCUAUUUUGCCUUCGUGAGCAUCGACCCAGAAAGUUUUGAGGUCAUUCCGGCGUCCAAUGCGGAUACACUGCUUUACCCCCAGAUGCAGGCGCUUCAAAUGCGUGACUUGAGCCAGGAGCUCUGGCUCUCCAUUGGUGGUUGGGACUUUUCCGACGAUGGCACCCCGACGGCAACGACAUUCUCCGACCUGGUUGGGGCCAGCACGAGCCAGCAGAACGCUUUCUUCAAGUCACUCACCCAGUUCAUGACUAACUAUGGCUUCACUGGUAUUGAUAUCGACUGGGAGUACCCUGCGGCGGGCGAUCGCAAUGGCCGGGAUUCAGACUAUGCCAAUUUUCCCAAGUUCCUCGCUCGGUUGAAGAAGGCUCUGGCCGAGUAUAAGUUUGGCUUGUCUAUCACAUUGCCCACGAGCUACUGGUAUUUGCAGCACUUUGAUCUGGAAUCCAUCGACCCGUCGGUUGACUGGUUCAACUUCAUGAGCUAUGACUUGCACGGCACCUGGGACAUUGGCAAUGAGUGGACCGGCGCCUAUCUGAAUGCCCAUACCAACCUUACUGAGAUCAAGACCGCAUUGAAUCUGAUAUGGAGGAAUAAUAUCAAGCCCAGUAAGGUCAACAUGGGCAUGGCCUUCUAUGGCCGCAGCUUCACCCUCGCCUCCUCCUCCUGCACUGAACCGGGGUGUCUAUAUCUUUCCACCGGAGAUGCCGGCGACUGCAGUAAUACAGCCGGUGUCUUGUUUAACAACGAGAUUGAGGCAAUCAUCAGUGAUAAUGACCUGACCCCGAAGCUCUACAAAGACGCCGCUGUGAAAGCUAUCAACUGGAACGGCGACCAGUGGGUCUCAUAUGAUGAUGAAGACACCUGGAAGCUGAAGGCCGAGCUAGCCAAAUCUCAGUGUUUAGGCGGAGUCCUAGUCUGGUCUAUUGACAGUGAUGAUAGCUCACACACUUUCUCCAAGGGACUAGCGGCCGCUCUGGGCAACGAAAUCAAUCUAGAUACGACGACCGGACUGACGCCGGCCGUGUUCGUCGAGAAGUCUACCUCUGUUAGCUCCUCUUCCAGCACCCCUAGCCAGGACUCGUACUGCCGCUUCAUCAACUGUGGAGAGGUCUGCCCCAGUGGCUAUACGGUAAUCCAGCGCGGUGACAAGACCUCCCAGCUCAUGCUCGACAGCACCGAGUGCCCGCCCGGCGCGAAGCAGACGCAGACGCUCUGCUGUCCGACGUCCUCGGACGUGCCAACCUGCCAGUGGCGUGGCUUCCACAAUAACGGCAAGUGCAAGGGCGGCUGUGACGACGGAGAGGCUGAGGUGGGCACCACCGGCGCCGGUUGUACUCGCUCAGGCUACCAAUCAGCCUGCUGCUCUGUCUCCUCGUCGACCGACCCCUGGUCUAAGUGCGCAUGGACAACUAGCUGUCAGGAUGACCAGUCGUGCCCCUCGGGCUAUUCUAACUUUGUGGUGGGCUCGCGGAAUGGCUGGGGAGGCAUGCCAUCGUGCAAGAGCGAUAAAACGUACAACUAUUGCUGCUCGGGUUCGUCAGUCCCCGAUGCCUUCACCAACUGCGAGUGGAAGGGCCAUGAGACAACUUUUGUGAACACGGCGUACUGCAGUGAUUCGUGUCCCUCCGGCUACAUUCGCAUUGCUGAGCAGACGAUCAACAUAAUGAUGGGAAACAACCUGAAGGGCCACACGACCGACUGCUGGGCCGGGAAUGAGGCUUACUGUUGCAAGGGGGCCACUGCCAAGGUCGCGCCCCGGUCUGAUACGAGCGAGCCGCUCACCUACCAGGACCAGACAGCCAAGGAUUUCGAUGCCUACCUGCAAAAGUGGCUCAAGGACCCCGUAUGCCCCUUAACCUGGGAGGCCCAGUACAGUGCCACCUUUGGCGAUGACUAUAUGAGCCGACGAGACCUGUCGUACGUCCAGAGCCUCAGCAGUAACAACAACAGCAAUAGCAACAAGGACAGGAACACCGAGUUCAGUGUGGCGGGGGCCCGGAGAGACUUAUUGGACCAAGCCGAUACUCUAAACCGCCUGAUGCCCCUGCUCGAAAGCUGGAUCACUGCCGAAGUCCAGCGCGAAGAUAUCAACAAUAUCUGGGACCUGCGGUUGGAGGAGCAUGGACUGCAGAAUGAUGCGGCCAAUGCCUCGACCAUGAGGGAGGUGUUCUUUGGCUCCGCCAAUAAUUGGUCGGGAUCCUUCCUCUAUAGCCCGGCUUCGACCCUGUCUGAUGAACUGUGCAACAUUGCCGAUUCGUCCCAGGGGCUGAGCCGGCUCUAUGUCGCGUCCGAAUACCUCUGCGAUGAUCCAACUGAUGAUUCCACCUUGUCGUCGCGGACUGUGACCGUCGUAGGCACCGAGGAGCGUUCAGAUAACAAUUGCUCCCCGUCUGUGAUGUAUGUCCUGCGUGGUAUUCUCAAUGGCGAUCUAUCCCUCCACUACCUGCGGUGGCUCCAGUCCACUUCCAGUGGCGGUAACGAGGUGAUCCUCGAACUGGCCUUCUGGAUGGGCCCAACCCUGGGUGUGGCCGAUACUACCAUCCGGACCAACUACGGGGAUCGCAGUCACACGGCAGGCACUGACAGGUGGAUCGUCAUGCACAUGCAUGUCCCGCUCGACGCGGAUACAUUCAUGGGAGGCGACAACGUCCUGUACAUGGGGGUCCGGAACAUGGGCAUUUACCACAGCCAGGGCGUCUACCUCCCCGGGGCCGUUACCCCGGGAUACGCGCAGGGAUAUCGGGCUGAAUAUCGCUAUACAAGCUCCUACGCGGGUGGGCGAUAUAACACGGGCAAUCUGCAAGACUAUAAUUCCCGGACUGAUACCAUCGCGUGUCCCCGGCAGCGCCGUGGCAAUUCAUCGCAGCGGUGGUAUGUUGGUCGGAAUCGGGACAGUACGGUUCCUGGGUCGGCCAGUCCGAAUGCGGACUAUGGCCAGUUGUUGAAUGAUUUUGGAGGAUGGCUCCACGAUCAGGGUACCUUCUCGGUGGACAAUCUGGCGUUCCUCUGGCCAUCGCUGCGAAAUAUCGCAAUCGACGACGGCUUUACUCCAAACAUUAAUGCGCGCAACAGGUUGGACCCUGAUGAUGGCGCGUUCGAUGAUAAUUGGCGGCCGGAUGGAGUGGCACCGACGGAUCCUUGGAAUUAUCGCAAUACUUGA